AUGGACCCAUUUACAUCAAGCCUGGUGCUGUUGACACAGCUGGCUCCAGCCUCGACUUCCACGCUCAACGCUUCCCCUUCGAUAAACAUUGCGGCCGCCACGGGCAAGGUGAAGGCAGCAUAUACUGAGGGACACUUUGUCUGCCUCUACUGCUGGAAGGCAUUCCCUCUACAACGCAUGCUAACCCGCCACCUGAGGUCCCACAGCGCGGUGAAGAGGCACGUCUGCACCUUCUGCGGGAAAGGUUUCAAUGACACCUUCGAUCUGAAGAGGCACAUGCGCACACACACAGGCAUUCGGCCCUACAAGUGUGAGCUGUGUGACAAGGCAUUCACACAACGGUGCUCGCUGGAAUCUCACCUGAAGAAGGUCCACAACGUGCACCAGCACUACGCCUACAGGCAACGCCGAUCCAAGGUGUUUGUGUGCGAAGAUUGUGGCUUCACAUCCAAUCAAGGGGAUGCGUACGUCCUCCACAUCCGAGACCAGCACCCCAGGAGUCCUGCCGUGUACACGUACCUACGCAAACACUCCUCAAUCCACGACAGGAUCAGGAUAUUCUUCCCACACUAUCUGUAAGGAAAUUAUCAAAGACACGGUCGGGUAGAGCUGCUGCCUCACAGCGCCAGAGGCCCGGGUUCGAUCCUGACUGCGGGUGCUGUCUGUACGGAGUUUGCACGUUCUCCACGUGACGUGCUCUGGUUUCCUCCCUCAUUCCAAAGACGUGCGGGUUUGUAGGAUAAUCGGCUUCUGUGUGUGUGUGUGUGGGCGAGAUGGUUGGUCGGCAUGGAUUCGGUGGGCUGAAGGGCCUGUUUCCACACAGUCCUCUAACACUGAAACUUAAUAAAGCGUACAGUGUGUAACAUAAAAAUCAAAGACUAAGAAGUCAGCUUUCGUCAUCGCAAGGAACUACAGAUUGUACAAAGGUAGGGCAAAAAUACUGGAGAAACUCAGCGGGUAAGGCAGCAUCUAUGGAGCGUCACCUAUUCCUUCGCUCCAUAGAUGCUGCCUCACCCGCUGAGUUUCUCCAGCAUUUUUGUAUACCUUCGAUUUUUGCAGCAUCUGCAGUUCUUUCUUAAACAGAUGGUAUAAGCGUGAGCAAAACAUGAUGGUGCAGCGGUAGAGUUGAAUGUUAAAUGGUCAGCUCGACAUCG
This is a messenger RNA of Leucoraja erinaceus (little skate), 1154 nucleotides long. Its product is annotated as putative transcription factor Ovo-like 1. The record is from RefSeq and is a predicted model, not a curated record. Lineage: Eukaryota; Metazoa; Chordata; Chondrichthyes; Rajiformes; Rajidae. The transcript has 3 exons. Gene Ontology annotation, molecular function: DNA-binding transcription factor activity, RNA polymerase II-specific; RNA polymerase II cis-regulatory region sequence-specific DNA binding. Bases 1 to 579 code for a protein of 192 amino acids. Gene Ontology annotation, cellular component: nucleus. Gene Ontology annotation, biological process: epidermal cell differentiation; regulation of transcription by RNA polymerase II.